AAAAUGGGAGAAAAUAUUGACGCGUAGAAUUUUUUGUUACAUUGAAGGAUUAUCUUUUUUUUCUCUCAUUUUCGGAAAGAUUCUGUUGUAAAAAAAUAUAAAUUUCUAGUGUAUAAUUAGUGAAAAAGUUAUUCCAUAAUGGAUAUUCAUUCCAUUUGUCGUAUUUGUUUAGAAUAUCUGCAAAAUGGCAGUGCUUAUGAUCUGUUUUUAGUACCCGGAUUGGCUAAAAAAUUGUGUAUGUGCACAUCGUUGUCGGUGGAACCACAGGAUGGGUUCCCAAAGAACAUUUGUGGGGUUUGCUACACCCGUCUCAGUGAUAUGGCCGACUUUCAGAAGUUAUGCGUUGAUUCGGUGCAAAAAUUCCAAGAAUUGGUGUCCAACAAUGCAAUUGUGUGUCAGCCAACAUUUGACAUUAUGGAGGCCCCAUCAACUGCACCAAUUGAAGGUGUACAAAUGCCCGAAGAUGAAGAUGACCAUUUGAAUUUUGAUCCUUUGCUUACCAAUCACAAGAUGGAAAUGCUAGAAAAUGAAGAAGAUGUUUUCAAAAUGCUGGAAACUGUUGACAAAGAAGAAGUGGAAGAAAUUCCAACAAAGGUGGAGGAAGAGGAGAUUAGUGACGAGUCCAGUGAAGAAGAUAGGGACAGUGAUGAUGACUUCCAAUUUCCCGAUGGCGGUGAUAAUGAUGACGAGAGCGAAAGCGACGACGACAAACCUUUGGCCUCUAGACUACGAAAUAUCAAAAAAGAAAUCAAAGAGGAAAAUGAUGACGAUUCUAAAGAUCCGAAAGUUAAACCGAAACGUAAGAGAAUACCUGCUGCUGAACGCCACUUGCAUCGCAUAAUUGAAUGUCAUAUUUGUCACCAGAAAUUCAAGAAGACUAAAAACUACGAGGAGCACAUGAAGUACCACAAUGACAAGUUGCCAUUCCAAUGCGAAGUGGAGAGCUGCAAACGAGGCUUUACUACGGCCUACGGUUUACGUUUGCAUGUUGAGCAUUGUCAUGACGAGACUGUUGAAAAAAUUCCUUGCACUCAGGAGGGAUGCGACAUGAUGUUUACUCGCCGUCGAAUACUCAACUGGCAUUUGAAGAGAGUUCACAAGCUCGCCAAGGAGGACGUGCCAAAAUCGUAUCCUUGCAGUGAUUGUGAAAAGGUAUUCAAGUGUCCCAUGGCUUUGAAGAAACACAUGUUUAAACACACUGGCCAGGAAUUGCCAUUCCCUUGCAAUAUUUGUGGCAAACGUUUUGUCAUCAAUAGCGCGCUAAAAGAUCAUCUAAUGCGGCAUGCUGGCAUUAAAAACUAUGUAUGUCCCUACUGUGGUGUGGGCAAGACUACACGUCAAGAAUGGAAUACACAUAUUGCCACACAUAAUACAGAGAAGAAAUUCAAAUGUCACCUCUGUCCACAUGCAUCGCACAACAAGCAGAAUCUGCGUAUGCACGUACGUGUUGUACACGAAAAGAUCAAGGAUUAUGCAUGCCAAUAUUGUGGCAAACAAUUCGGCAAAUCGAAUGCCUGUAAAAUGCAUGAAAUGACCCACACUGGUGAGAAGAGAUGCGAGUGUAAAGUGUGCGGCAAGCGGUUCUUGUACCCGAAAGGUCUUACCAAACAUUUGAAGACCCACGAGAAACGUGUACUACGGGCUAUUGAAGUUUAUCGCAAACGCCAAGUUGAAUUGGGCGAGGUACCCGCAGAUGCUGAUGCUGAACCAAUGCCAGAUUUACCAAAUCCCGAAAAUACACAGGAAUCUCAUCAAAAGGUGGCUGAUGAAAUUCUGAAGGUUUGUGCUGAUUCCGUUAAUUCCAUACCCAAAGAUCCGAGACGCGUUGAGCGCGUGGAUAUUGCCGACUUAGCUGGUACUGCUGUCAAUCCCAUUCCUCAAGUAGCUUUGCCUUCCUGGUCCCCCCAGAUAAAUUUCAUGAUGAAAGAAGGCAAAUACACGUGUCCCGAUUGUGGUCAGGGCUUUAAUGGUUCUGGUAAUCUAAGGCGCCAUCACAAGAUUGUUCAUCAGGGCGUGAAAGAUUUCGCCUGUAGAUUCUGUCACAAGCGUUUCGCCAAGGCUCAAACACUAAAACAUCACGAAAUGACUCAUACCGGUGAAAAACCUCAUGCCUGUUCUCAUUGUGAUAUGCGUUUCAUUCAAGUCGUGGCUUUGAAGCGGCACAUGAAAGUUCACCAGGAACGUCCCACGUACAUACCUCAAGCUGCCUUCAAGGCCAAAGAAGAAUUGGUUAAACAGGAACGCAAAAAAUAUGCCAUCAAACGUGAACAGGAACAGGAGCGUGAAGCAAUAGCCGAAGAAGCUCGCAAACAACUGGAAGAGCUUAAAAAACAGGAAGAAGACCUACAACGACGUCAGCGUGAGGCUUUGGAAAAUGUGCCUAAGGCCAUACCAAAAGAACGUUUGCCACCAGGUGCCGAUAUUUCCAUUGCCACCAACUUAUUACCAAGUGAUUUAAAUAGUACUACAACCACAGCUACGACAACCGCCGCUGAUAAUGACGAGCCCUCCACUUCAGACAGUGCUCUCAAGAUGGAAACUCACGAGCACGAUGAUAUUUCUUACCCUGAAGUUAUGGGUACUUAUUAAAAAAAAAUUGCAAAUACACUUACUACUUACUAACUACAGACAUCUACAUAUGUGUGUAUACAGACGAUACUAAUUACAAAGAAAAAUCGGGCCGGGCGUUGACGAUGAAACACGAUGCUCAAGAUAUAAGGAUUUUAAAGCUUAUAAAUGCAUUUUAGUAAUUUUCAAACUAUAUGUACUCUUAAAACGCGUGCAAACCAACAAUUAACAUUAAUUGAAAAAUGUAUAAUUCAAAAUAUUGUAUUUUUUUUCGUUUCGUUUUAUUAUGAUUUUAAUGAUUUAUUACUAUACUAUAAGAUUUCUAUUUAUGGUUUAAUGUGUUUUUUUAAAAAAAAAAAAAUUGUUUGUUCAUUUUGUUGCAAUAGCCAAGAUUUGUUUGAAAUAGAAUAAAAAUAUAUUGAAAAUUAUUUUAACACCAUUUGUACACUAAAAGAUACAAAACAAAACACAUGCAUAUUUUUAAGAUUGUUCUCAAUUUAUAACUUUUAUUGUAAUUUUGUGAACACAAACUUAUAUUUGCAUUAAAAAUUUAAUAUGUAAUACUAUGAGAAAAAUAUACAUAAUAAUAAUAAUAUAGUUAAA
Messenger RNA from Calliphora vicina (urban bluebottle blowfly), 3171 nucleotides. Its product is annotated as zinc finger protein 14-like. Bases 139 to 2589 code for a protein of 816 amino acids. Gene Ontology annotation, molecular function: zinc ion binding. Gene Ontology annotation, cellular component: nucleus. The transcript has a single exon. Lineage: Eukaryota; Metazoa; Arthropoda; Insecta; Diptera; Calliphoridae. The record is from RefSeq and is a predicted model, not a curated record. Gene Ontology annotation, biological process: regulation of gene expression.